AUGUCUACGCUAGAAAUCGAAGCUCGAGAUGUGAUUAAAACUGUGCUUCAGUUCUGCAAAGAAAAUUCAUUGCAUCAGACAUUUCAAACUCUACAGAAUGAGUGUCAGGUUUCUCUGAAUACUGUUGACAGCAUUGAAACAUUUGUUGCUGAUAUUAAUAGUGGAAGAUGGGAUGCAAUUUUGCCGCAAGUUUCUCAACUUAAGCUUCCGAGGAAUAAGUUGGAGGAUUUGUAUGAACAGAUUGUAUUAGAAAUGAUUGAACUUAGAGAAUUGGAUACUGCACGCUCUAUUUUAAGACAAACACAGGUUAUGGGUGUCAUGAAACAAGAGCAAGCUGAAAGAUAUUUGCGUCUUGAGCAUCUUCUAGUUAGAACGUAUUUUGACCCAAAUGAGGCUUAUCAAGAGGCAACAAAAGAGAAGCGACGUGCGCUAAUAGCCCAAGCUAUUGCAGCCGAAGUGACUGUGGUGCCACCUUCCCGAUUAAUGGCUUUAAUUGGUCAGGCUUUGAAAUGGCAGCAGCAUCAAGGUUUACUUCCUCCUGGAACACAGUUUGAUUUGUUUCGUGGAACAGCUGCUAUGAAACAAGAUGUUGAUGACAUGUAUCCAACCACUCUUUCUCACACUAUAAAGUUUGGGGCAAAAAGUCAUGCAGAAUGCGCUCGCUUUUCCCCAGAUGGGCAAUUUCUCGUAUCAUGUUCGGUUGAUGGGUUUAUUGAGGUCUGGGAUUACAUAAGUGGAAAACUGAAGAAAGACCUCCAGUACCAAGCAGAUGAAGUAUUCAUGAUGCAUGAUGAUCCGGUGCUCUGUGUAGACUUUAGCAGAGAUUCAGAGAUGAUUGCGUCUGGGUCACAAGAUGGAAAGAUUAAAGUGUGGCGUAUUAGGACCGGUCAAUGCUUGCGGCGUCUUGAGCGCGCACAUUCCCAAGGUGUUACAAGUCUUUCCUUUUCACGUGAUGGAAGCCAGUUAUUAAGUACUUCGUUUGACAGCACUGCAAGAAUCCAUGGACUUAAAUCUGGAAAGAUGUUGAAAGAGUUCCGAGGCCAUACAUCUUAUGUGAACGAUGCAACUUUCACUCAUGAUGGGAGUCGUGUUAUUACUGCAUCCAGUGAUUGUACAGUCAAGGUUUGGGAUUUGAAGACUACAGACUGCAUACAAACAUUUAAGCCACCUCCUCCUUUAAGGGGAGGAGAUGCCUCAGUUAACUCUGUUUACAUUUUUCCCAAAAGUACCGAGCACAUUGUUGUUUGUAACAAAACCUCAUCAAUAUACAUCAUGACACUUCAGGGACAGGUUGUAAAGAGUUUCUCAUCUGGUAAAAGAGAAGGCGGGGACUUUGUUGCAGCCUGUAUUUCACCUAAGGGGGAAUGGAUUUACUGUGUUGGUGAAGACAGGAAUAUGUACUGCUUCAGCUAUCAAUCUGGCAAAUUGGAGCAUCUGAUGAAGGUCCAUGAAAAGGAAAUUAUUGGUGUUACUCAUCAUCCACAUAGGAAUCUUGUUGCAACUUUCAGUGAAGACGGAACAAUGAAGUUGUGGAAACCUUGA
Molecule: messenger RNA, 1542 nt
Organism: Lathyrus sativus (Indian pea)
Lineage: Eukaryota; Viridiplantae; Streptophyta; Magnoliopsida; Fabales; Fabaceae
Source: the annotation of a GenBank genome assembly